AGUGUGUUGAAUUCCGGACAAUGAAGAACGCUGCGUUCACGAAUUUCUGAAACACAUGUAUCGUCCAAAUUGGGAAGAAAAUUAGAGUUUUUGAAUGUUAAGUAUGCUGCAAAAUGGAGGACAGAUGCCAAAAAAUUUGAUUAGGAAAGUUUCAUCAAGAUCAAAUUAAAUUUUUUUAAUUCUAUUGGAUGCAGUUUCUCUAAAAGCGUUGAAAAUGGAUAUAAGAAGAAAAUUGUCAUCUGGGAGUGAGAGCUUUUCAGAGGGAACUUCUAGGUUUUUCAGCUCAGUAAUUGCCAAGAAAAAUGGACUAAUGAAUGAUCUUUCAAAUAAAAUUGAAAGUGUAGGCGCCACACUGAUGAAGCGUAGUUCCAGUGGAAGUAGCCUGAGUGAUUCUGAUGGACCCACGUUACCGGAGGCGAAGGUUUACCCGCUGAACCGUAAGAUAUCAGAUGCUUUGCAGGAAAAAUACCCAAAACAAGCUUCUGUUGUUCACACCACUGUUGUUGCGGAGGUAAAUCCUAUACAGAAAAUCCAAAAGAACAGAGAGAAUGUGAAGCGGGCGGCUUCCAUGGAUAGGAAUCAGAAUGAUCGUGCUACAACCAGGUACCCACGUCAGAGCAGUUUAGCCAGCACAGGAAGUAGCGUUAACGACGACAUUUAUCAUGUUGUUGGAGUGAACAUGAGUUUUGAUGAACCUCUCUAUAGCCCAAGCAGCAAAACGCCAACACCAGAAAAAACGGGAAGCCAGGUAAUCAAGAAGGGCAAGAAGACACCACCUCCCAUUCCUCCCCCGCCCUACAAUCCAAACAAAACCGGGCGAAGAAGUUCUACAAGUUCCCCCAAAAUCUCCAGCGGCCAUUCAAGUGAUUCUGAAAAAUGUGAAAAAUAUGCAAACGGUGAUAAAAACACCUACAUUGAGAAGGAUAAGGCAAAAGCUCCAACAUUCUCUUCCACUAAACGCAGGUCCAGCACUGUGGACGAAAUGCUGUUUGAUGAUUACGUCGAACAUCAGCCCGAACCAGUUGUAGCAGAGCCUGCAGUUGUUAGUGAUCCGACGAUCAAUAAAAGAAGAACACUUUUACCGAUGGGUGAUUUAAUUUCUUUUGAUGAACCAGAAUUAGAAGACUUUCAUCCUAGACGAGUCAAUCCCAAGUCUCGAGAUAGUUUCAGAUCUGCUGAAAAAUCGUUUACAAGCAUAAGUAGUGAAGAUGGUUCAGGGGUCGAACAAGUUUUUGAAGAGUCUGAAUCUAAGGCUGACACUGAGAUAGCAAGAGACUUUGCUAACCAAGUCAGUGUGGAGUCGUCUGAGCCAGAGUAUGAAAGAAGUUCACGUCGGCUCGAUUCAAUGGGGUCGGAGAAAUCAUGGAGUUCACAGUAUAGCCUGGACAGCCAGCCAGAUGACCUCACCCUAGAGUGCAUGGGGUUCAUGAAAGCGUUUGUGUCUAAAAUAUUCAACCCAAAUGAGGACAUUCCACAAUUGGAGAAAGCCAAAUUUGGACAAUAUUGUCAGCAAGUCCCAGGGCGACAGUGGUUUGCUCGUUAUGUCAACUCACAGCGAGUGGUCUCCAAGAAAGUAGACGAGUCGAUAUUCUUCCGUCUAGUGCAGUAUUUUGCUGUCGUGCUGUUUGAGUGUAAUGAGUCAGAAGACUUCGUGCCGGCAAAGUCCCUCAUGAAUAUGUGCUUCACUUUCUAUUAUGAAGCUCACAUGGGCAAGAAGCGUUUGAAGAAUUUUCUCUACAGUUUUCUUCGAGACCAGCCGAUAUGGCAAUCUCUUAGAUUUUGGAAUGCUGCAUUUUUCGAUUCUGUGCAGAAUGAGCGAGCCAGGAAACCUGUGUGCACCAGUGAGGAUGACCAGGAGUUCCAGAAUGAUGAUAUCAGAUUCCAGGAGAAUAUCACAUUUGGACAACUAGGAAAGCAUUGUAGUUUGCAAUCCUCAUUUUUCAGCACCUUCACGAACAACAUGCGAGCCUUCGGCCUGAGUAGUGAGCUUUGUGUAGAGUUCCUGAGAAAACAGUCCACUAUUGCCAACCUUAACAAAGAACAGGUUCAAAUGUUACGAGACAAUAUCAACAAAAUGAAGGACUAGAUCAGUGAAUAGGUUUGUGAUCUUUUGGCCUUGACAUCUGUGGUGAUGAGACAGUUUGAGAAAAGUUCAAGGCGGGUCUGCUAACACAAUGGUGUUGUAACAUGCAUACACAUAUACAGUGGACUCUACUGUGGAACAUUUAUGGUAUUUCUGAACAGUGUUCACUUCAAAUAGUGUUGUUGACAUUGUACUGAAAUUAUCAAGCAAUUAUCAAGCAAUAUGUAUAAAUGUCGUUCCUUAACAUAAUAUAAGAUUGUCUUACGGCGUUGUGUUCACUUGGGUAUUAUUUGUAUGGGUACACAGCUUACAUACCAUAUUAGACAAGCAGAUGGAUGAGUCCAAUGGGAGUUUGUUACCUGUGUAUAAGUAUAAAUAUACUUUUGCAUUGUACAAAGAGAUGUAUAAUAAUUAUGUAUUAAGUAACUAUUACAUUCUUUAAGUAAUGUGCAGUAUUCUUGAUAAUAAACUCUUACGUAAGUCCGCUAAAGAGCUGGAUCGUGUACAUCAUUUAUGGAUGCUGUGUUUUGUAAACAUUGGGUUUCUUGAGAUAUAUGCUUUGGGAGCAUAUUAAGAAAUUUAUUUAAAGCAUUUAUAAAUGUGGGGCUUAAUAUUAUGUUAUUUGUACCAGAAUAGUUUGCAGUUGGCCCGGAAUUGAUUUAGUUAAGAUUAGUUACACCUAUUUAUUUAAGCUCGAUUGCAUAGAAAGCCUUGGGCUUAUUUGAAAAGCUCUCGAGUUUGAUUCCUGGAUGAUAUAAAUGAUCUAUAAAUAAUGAUAAUUAUUUUACAUUCCUUUUGUAACAUAUUGCCAAACUUAAAGUCCUGUAGUUUGUACUGCCAAAGUUUGUACACAGGGGUCAUAGAUUCUUUUCUUAUAUUAUUAUACUUUCUAAUGUACUGGUUCUUUUUAUGUUCAUGUAAAGAUAGAUGUAAAGGUAUUUUCAUAGAUAUAUAAUAUAUUGGCUUUAUGCUGCAACUUGCCUUGCACAAGUAUAAAUGGACAGACUGGAUAGCUCAGUUUCCAUCAAUGUAUAUUUUAUGUGGAUAUAUGUUUGUACAUGACAGCUGGUAUUGAUCAUGCUACUAUUACUCAUAAUGUACAUGCCAAAAUCUCUUUAAUCAUGCUACUAUUACUCAUAAUGUACAUGCCAAAAUCUCUUUAAUGUCCAAAGUCAAUGCACCCCCUCUUGCUAAAAUUUCAUGUCUGUGAAAUGAUGCCAAUAGUUGCUUUAUUUAGUUCAUACUUACGUAUUUUGUUUCAUAUACAUUCCAAAGUGUAAAAUUAGUUCUUUGCAGUAAAGGCCAAUUGUUAUGUUGAAUGCGAAUGAGUAACAUAAUGCUUGAUAAUUGUGUAAAGACAAAAGCGCAAAGAAUUUAGUGUUCUUGUUGUUUUUCUUUGUAGAUCUUUAUUGUAUUUGUUCUUAAUGUUAAAUGUGUACUUAUGGUACCUUAAAAGAUAUUAUGCAAAUGAAAAGUUUGAUACUGUGUUCAUUUAUGUAAAUGCCAAUGUUAUCCUUUUUUAAUGUGCAAUAUUGUUCUAGGGUCUUUUGCGUUGUGAAAAUGGACAAUUAUACAUAUAUUUAAAAAAGCUUAUAUAUUGUUGUUACAUUGUACCUUGUGCAUAUAUGCUAUAAAUUACUUAUAUUGCUGGCUUUACUUCAUACUGGAACUAAGUAAUGUACUUAAUUAGUGAUCUUAACACAAACAUGUUGAUGUUGUACUUAAUCAGUUAUCUGAACACCAAUAUGUUGAUAUUGUACUUAAUCAGUUAUCUGAACACCAAUAUGUUGUAGAUGUACUAAAAGAGUGAUUGUAACAACAAUAUGUUAUUGUUGUACUAAAUCAGUAAUCUCUAUACCAAUAUGUACUCUCUACAAUGUAAUUUGAUUAUUCUUUCAGCUUUCAGAAACGUAUUGUUCAACAUUUGGCAAAACUCUUAAAUGCCAAUUUAUUGAUGUACGUUAUAUGCCUCCAAAGGGCGGGAGGGGGUGAAGCAUAAAGUUCUUGCUCUUAUUUUCCUACUUUUUGGUUACCUUCUUUAACUCAACCAGUGUUUAUCUGAAUGUCUUCAAGCUUUCUGAUGAUGUUUAUUAGCAUACAUUGGGACCAAGUUCAAUUACCAGUUAAAUCUCACCAUGCACUGUCUUUGAUCAAGAUGUCCACCAUAUAUUGAUGGAUUUGAAAAUAACUUGGUUAAAAUAUGAUGUAAGAUGAAGUGUCACAUAUAACACCAGUCUCCCUACCAAAGGUCAGGCUCAUACUUAAGAGUUCAAAGGUCGAAUUAAGCCAUAAAAUAGCUUAAAUUCCCGUAUCUGCCAUAACUCUGCUGUAUGUUGAUGGAUUUUAUAACAACUUGGCACAAAUAUAUUUUCACAAGAUGAUGUCGCCUGUCACACUUAUGUCAGUACCUCAAAGGUCGAGCUCAUGCUUAGAGGUCAAAGGUCAAAUUUAUACAUAUAACAGCCCUUCUGGAAAGAUUCAUCAUUCAAUUAAAAAUACCUCUCCACUCAUGACCACUGUGAGAUGGCGAGUUGCACGUCACUAAUCUUCCUACAGAAACUUAUAUUUUAGCCAUUAAAACACAUUGUUAUUGUCCCCUACCAGUGAAACCGGCGGGGACUUAUGGCUUGCGCUCUGUGUGUUGCGAGUCUGUGACACUUUUUUGGAUAACUUUAAGUUCUUCAUAUUUUUUCAUGAAACUUGAAACAUGGGCAGAUGGCAAUAUGGAGAUUAUGCACGCCAUUUCAUUUUGUUCCUACGUCAAGAAUUUUGGUUGCUAUGGCAACUAAUAGACUAGAAAUAUUGCUGAAAAUGGUGGAGUUUCAUCGGGAGGGGACUUAAUAUGGCUUGGAAAUAGUCUUGUUGGCAUUGGAGUUUUGAGACGCAAUUAGAAUGUGGGUUAAUCCUUGUCCUGUGGACACGUGUUUCGUUUUUACUUUGAAUGUACAUGUUAACCCUUUAUACAUUUUUAGACAGUUUAUUCCGGAAUCUCUUUUGGUGCAAUUGAUUUUAUAUAAACGUUUUUAUUUUUAUGUCUAAUAUUCAAGAUUUUUUCUUUAUUUUGCCAUCUUUGGUUAUGCUUGUUCAAUUAUAGUAAUACUAUAUUAAUUUAUGUUUUGAAAUUGAUAGUUAUAAUGAAUAUAUACAGAUUGUAUUUUAUUUUUUAUUUUAUAUAUAAUUUUAUGAAAUUUUGUACCCGAACAUUCCAUUCACAAAUCAGUGGUUAUGAAUUUUAUGGUAAGCCUUUUCUGUACAAUGGCAUUGCCAUUUUUGCAGUUUUAUUUAUUCACACCCUAAAUUUGCAAAAAUUAGUUACUGUAGUUAUAAUUGUUGAUGCAAUCCUGUAUAACUUGAUUGGCAUUGUGGGAAUGAUUGAUCAAAACUUUCAUAUGAAAGCAUAGUUCAUUGUUAGCAUAGUUCACUAUAGUAAAAAAUAAAUUGCAAAGACAUU
Molecule: messenger RNA, 5534 nt
Organism: Dreissena polymorpha
Lineage: Eukaryota; Metazoa; Mollusca; Bivalvia; Myida; Dreissenidae
Exons: 9
Coding region: 215-2086 (623 amino acids)
Source: RefSeq, a predicted model, not a curated record